AUGUCUUCGCAAGCUAGAGUCUCUUCACAACCUGAGCGGAGGUCGAACAAUGAUAAUGGCAGUGGCAGCUCCAGAUCCCGCCCACCUUCUGCACUGGCAGGCACAAGAUCCGAGAGACCAGAUGCACGCCGGCGUCCUUCACCAGCACCGGCAGCUGGAGAAUCAAAUCACCGACGAGCACAAUCGAGCUCGCAACGGAAUAAUAGAGGGGUAGUGGAAGAGAGAAGGACUGAACGGGUUCAUGUCGGAACUCGAGACACAGUGACGUCGAGAACAAGAAGUCCUGAUCGUCGCGCACCUACCGAACGUUCUACGACUAGUAAUACUUCUAGAUCCCGCGGGGAAGAGUUUCCAUCCAGAACAUCGAAAGUCGAAACCCCACCUGUAUUGUCAUGGGAUCCUCAGGUAUCAUUGGUGCCUCAUACGACCGCGCCAUUAGCAUCCAGAAUUUCUAUUCCACCACUUGCUUCUCAAGCUCCCCAAGCCCAACAGCCGCAGCCCCUCCACGAAUUGUCUUUAGAAGCUCAAGAAGCAGCUAUAUUGGAGGACCUCCUGUUUGUUUUCAUGGGAUAUGAGGGACAAUAUAUAAGAUUCGGGAAGAGUUAUGACCCCCUUGUUGAAAAGGAUCGUCUCGCUGGCCCCAGCUUUAAGAUAUUACCUGGCUUGGAUCCUAGUUUACAGGACCUCACCACGACUAUGCUUAAAAUGGCGACGAAUUACGGAGCAACUGAGGCUUUCGUUGAAGUGCAGAGCCGGGAAGAGUUUGGGGCUGUGAAUCAUGCAUUAUGUGCUGCCAUGAGGAAACUCCUACAUGAUUACCUCAUUUUGAUCGCUCAGCUCGAAACCCAAUUUCUCACUAAUCCAUCUUUUACUUUACAUGUUCUGAACCUCCAUACUCUCCCUACGAGUCACAUGAUGCUUCAACUAUCUUCACUUGCCCAUGAAAUAUUGAAGAGAAAUUCCAUGCUUGAGGAAGACGAGGAAGAUGGGGAUGGAAUGGAUGAUUUCGAAAAUAUUCUAGAAAGUCUCCGGGAAGGUGGAGACCUUGGGCUUGGAAAUAUUCCAGGUAAAAAGAUCUGCAAAGGUGGAAGUGUAUUAGGUCUCAUUACCAAACGAUUGGAGACAAUGUCCGGUGAUCCAGCUGCUAGGUCUCUCCUAACCUCAUUGUUACGAGAUGCUAGUCGACCUUAUAUGGUGAUGCUGAAUGAGUGGUUACAUCAUGGAAGCAUCAAAGAUCCUCAUGCAGAGUUCCUUGUGAGGGAACAGAAAAGUAUCAAGAGGGAAAGGCUGGAGGAGGAUUAUACCGAUGAGUACUGGGAAAGGCGAUACACGAUCAGGGAUACUGAUGUACCUCCUCAAUUGGAAGGUGUGAAAGAUAAAGUCCUCUUGGCGGGCAAGUAUCUCAAUGUCGUACGUGAAUGUGGAGGUGUUGAUUCUUUACUCGAUCUUGUUCUUCGACAACCUGGAAGUGUCGCAGCGCAAGAUCCCUUCAAGGAAGACAUCAAAGUUGAGAUGAAUGAUAUCAGCUUGACAAAUAUGUUGACGAGGGUAGUCAAUAUAUCCGGCAUUGAACAAGGAGAGUCGCUACAAACUCCUGCUCAACCAGUCACAGAGAACGACAAGGCUGCUGUUGGCUUUACCUCCCUCCAAUUAGAUUAUUCCGUCCCUUUUCCAGUGUCUCUGGUCAUUAGUAGGAAGACAGUCUGGAGAUAUCAAGCACUCUUUCGAUAUCUGCUAUCCUUACGCUAUCUUGAGCAACAACUUGUUUCCUGUUGGCAAACACAUAAUCGAGCCGCUACUUGGUCUCACAAAAGCUCAAAUCGGAAUCUUGAGUUGUGGAAGCGAAGAGUAUUUACAUUGCGAGCACGAAUGCUUGUAUUUGUACAACAACUUCUUUACUUCUGUACAUCUGAGGUCAUUGAACCAAACUGGCAGGGAUUGAUGGCUAGGCUCAAUGCGAAGGAAGACGAUAAAAUUGGAAAAACGCCAGCUAUCCACUCUAAAUUGAUGUCAACCUGUACUAUGUUCGCAACGUUCACUUCCUGGCUCUCGAGAGAAUUGGAGAAGAUCGACACGGAUUUGCUAGGUGCAGAAAGGCCCAGUACCAUGAACGCACAACAAUGGACUCGCUACCAGCGUGAUCGAGGCGCUAGAAACGGCGAAUCAAACAAUGUGAACCCACCUCCGGAAGGGGGCUUUGAUGAAACACGACUUGAAAAGAUGUAUGAGAUCAUCAAAAAAUACGAGUUCAACUUUAGCAAGCAUUUGCAGAUUUUGCUGGAUGCUCUCAACCACUAUGCUGCUACAGAAACAGUAGUAUUAUUGGGAUUAUGUGCAAGGUUGAGCACUGCCAAUCAAGGUACUCAGUUUAAUGGCUUACGGACUGAUGAAGAUGGUGCGGGACAACAUUAA
Messenger RNA from Sclerotinia sclerotiorum 1980 UF-70, 2412 nucleotides. RefSeq lists its product as hypothetical. Bases 1 to 2412 code for a protein of 803 amino acids. Gene Ontology annotation, molecular function: microtubule minus-end binding; gamma-tubulin binding. Gene Ontology annotation, cellular component: equatorial microtubule organizing center; gamma-tubulin small complex; centrosome. The record is from RefSeq and is a predicted model, not a curated record. Gene Ontology annotation, biological process: mitotic cell cycle; cytoplasmic microtubule organization; meiotic cell cycle. The transcript is spliced from 4 exons. Lineage: Eukaryota; Fungi; Ascomycota; Leotiomycetes; Helotiales; Sclerotiniaceae.